This is a messenger RNA of Nannizzia gypsea CBS 118893, 4368 nucleotides long. Its product is annotated as RNA-dependent RNA polymerase 1. Gene Ontology annotation, cellular component: nuclear RNA-directed RNA polymerase complex. The record is from RefSeq and is a predicted model, not a curated record. Gene Ontology annotation, molecular function: RNA-directed RNA polymerase activity; RNA binding. The transcript is spliced from 5 exons. Gene Ontology annotation, biological process: siRNA processing. Bases 1 to 4368 code for a protein of 1455 amino acids. Lineage: Eukaryota; Fungi; Ascomycota; Eurotiomycetes; Onygenales; Arthrodermataceae.
AUGAGCUGUUACUCCAAUCGCGCAAAAUAUUCGCUAGCUGGUCGAGGAGGUCCUAAUGGACGUGUCCAUGGCGCGUUUCCUCCUGGAAUUUACACCCAGAGCUCGCACAAGUCAAAUCAGACCAUGCUGGAACGCGUUAAACCCUCGCAUCUAGCUCCUCGCUGGAUUUCAUGGGACUUUCUGGCGGUGACGGUGUCAAACCUUCCUCCCAAUGUGAAUACGUAUACCCUCUGGAAGUCGUUUAGUGCUUGUGGGACAGUGGACUACAUCGAAUUAUCUGAGGAUGUUAGGGGCAAGAGUGAGGGAAGGGCACGGAUUCGAUUCAGACCGCCACCAAAAGAAUCCUUCUGGUUAGACGGACAGCACCUGUUAGAGCUCGAAGAUGGCCAGCGUAUCGUCAUCUCAGCCCGUGUGGAUACGUUCAAACGCAGAAAGGAGAUCCCUAGCCCGGUGGACCCAAAGAUUAUGUAUCCUCUAUCGCUUGAGGCUGUGGGUAGAUCACUGGAUAUCGGCUGUCUUUCCGGAGAGCAAUCCAUGAUUAUCAUGAGAACUAUUACCGCCAGCUUCCAAGACUAUAUUCGUUUUGUUGCUGACUUGCAGCGCCGGGAGAUCAAUAUCUUCUUCCAAAUGGUAAAGACAGAAGCACGCCCGCCUACUAGCUUACCGCAUACAGUCCAUAGCUACCGCAUCCGUGUUCCCUUUGUUCACCUCUCGAGUAUUAAACGUAUAUCUGAGGGUGAAGAACUGUCCUUUAUCUUCUCAUUGGACUCCCCGCCCUCAUAUCACCGGAAAUUGCAAGACCUGUCAACUACUUUUUCAGACUCUGACAAUACUUGGCGCUCAGAUGACACAUGGUACCGCCAAACUGAUAUCGUCCACAACCCCCUGGACCUGGUUCAUUCCAAGACGAGCCUUAAAAAAGCCCAUCCAGUGAUCAACAUAGGACGUUGGACAACUUUUAGGAUAACUUUCCAUUUACCUGAUGCAGACAAUGUCCAAAACCUAGAAACGCUUAGCAAGAUCUUGAAGGACUUCAAUGUCGAUAUCCAGGAUAUUGAUAGCUUCGAAUUGAAGAAACAACCUCCCACAGCAGACCUUGCGUGGAGGUGGAUUGACCCUCCUUCUACUCAUGCCUCCAAACACACAUCAUCCCUCGAGGAUCUUGCAGAGAAUGAGUACACACAUAUUUCAUACGUUGUACGAUAUCAACUUGAAGUCUGCAUUUCUCAUGGGCUGCUAAGCGAAUACGCCAUUGACAAGGAAUUCGCCAAGAAACUUGAGUCCCUUGGAGAGCGUGAUGCUAAGGAUUUGCUAGAAUACGUUGCCCAUGAAAAGGUCGUAUACCAUGACCCCAUGAAGAUAUUCGAUAUUCAAUUCUUCUCUGGUGUGACCAAUAGGAGAAUUCCAAAGUAUUGCUGCUACAUGCGCUCGGCAACUGUUACACCCUCCACGAUCUACUUCCAUACCCCUACAGUUGAUACCUCCAACCGAGUGAUAAGACAUUACAUUGAAUACGCAGACAGGUUCCUCCGUGUCCGAUUCACUGAUGAAAAGUAUGAAGGGAGGAUCAAUUCAACCUACAACAACUGUAUGGAUGAGGUUUUUACUCGCGUGAAGCGGACUAUGACCAAUGGAGUUAUUGUGGGGGAUAGACACUAUGAAUUCCUCGCAUUUGGCAACUCUCAAUUCCGGGAACAUGGCGCAUAUUUUUUCGCCUCUCUACCUAAUCUUACUGCAUCCAAUAUCCGUGCAUGGAUGGGACAUUUCAGUGACAUUAAAAUUGUCGCAAAGCAUGCCGCCCGAUUAGGUCAAUGUUUUUCAAGCACCAAAGCUGUUACUGGCUGUCCAGUAACCAUCAGAGAAAUUGAUGAGAUUGAGCGCAAUGGAUACACAUUCUCUGAUGGCGUUGGCCGCAUCUCUAAGUUCCUCGCGCAAAUGAUUAUGACCGAAUUUAAACUAAAAACUCCUUCGGAGGAACCUCCGUCUGUCUUCCAGUUCCGACUUGGUGGCUGUAAAGGAAUCCUGACUGUUUCACCUGAGGCACAGCGUCGAGAAGUGCACAUUAAAAAGAGUCAAUACAAAUUUGCAGCAGUUCACAAUGGCCUUGAGAUCAUCAGAUGGUCUCAGUUCGCCGCGGCAUAUCUUAACCGCCAGCUCAUCGUGGUUUUGUCAGCUUUAGGAGUGACUGAUGAGAUUUUUAUCAAGAAGCUGCGCUUGAUGCUCGAGGAUAUGGAACAAGCAAUGACAAGUGAAACAAAGGCAAUGUCUUUGCUUCAAAAACAGGUUGACCCUAACCAAAUGACGCUCCUACUCGCGCAAAUGGUUCACGAUGGAUUCCAAGGUACCUCCGAUCCAUUUGUUACAUCGCUGCUAGAGUUAUGGCGUGCAUGGCAAAUCAAGUAUCUGAAGGAGAAGGCAAAGAUUUGUAUAGAUGGAGGAGCAUGCUUAUUUGGCUGUCUGGACGAGACUGCGACACUGAAAGGCUACCAUGAGAAGACACGGCCUUCCAUCGAUGCCACUUACGAGGAAAGACUUGGCUAUCUUCCCGAGAUUUUUGUUCAGGUGUUCGACGCUGAAGCGGAGAGAAAUUAUAAGAUAAUCGAAGGGCCAUGUAUUCUAGCGAGGAACCCCUCCUUGCAUCCUGGAGACAUUCGUGUGGUGAGAGCCGUUAAUGUUCCGGCACUACAUCACCUAAAGGACGUCAUUGUUUUCUCCCAAACUGGGGAUCGAGAUGUUCCAAGUACAUGCUCUGGAGGUGACCUAGACGGCGAUGACUACAUUGUCAUCUGGGAUCAAGAUCUAGUCCCUCUUCCCAAGGAUUGGUUCCGACAGCCAAUGGAUUAUACCGCAUCGAACGCUCAAAGCCUCACUCGUGAUGUUACUGUAAAUGACAUCACGUCAUUUUUUGUUACUUAUAUGAAAAAUGAUCGCCUUCCACAGAUAGCGCAUGCACACCUUGCCUUUGCGGAUUUUCUAGAAGAUGGAGUGAAUGAUAAGAGAUGCGUUCAACUAGCCCAGUUACACUCCGCAGCCGUUGACUAUAAUAAAAGUGGCAUCCCAGCUAACAUGACAAGAGACUUGGUUCCAAGAAAAUGGCCUCACUUUAUGGAGAAAAAAUACAAACCAAAAGAAGCGCAAUAUCAUUCGAAGAAGAUCCUCGGUCAGAUUUAUGAUAUUGUUGAGCGCGUUGAGUUUCGGCCAAAGCUUGAAGCCCCUUUCGAUGAACGCAUCCUUAACUGUGAUAUUUCUGUCAGCGAAGAAAUGGUACUGGCCGCAAAGAAGCUGAAGGCUCUUUAUGACGCUGACAUGCGAAGAAUCAUGGCUCAGCAUGAAAUUAAAACUGAGUUUGAGGUCUGGUCAACCUUUGUCUUAGGUCACGCAAACAUGAGCAAGGACUAUAAAUUCCACGAAGAACUUGGCCAGAUAUCAUCUGCAUUGCGUGAACGAUUCUUGCUGAUGUGCCACGACGAAGCUGGUGGGAAGGAUUUCCAGCAUCUUGCGCCCCUGGCUGUCGCAAUGUAUAGAGUGACAGCGCAGGAAGUCGCGGAGGCUUUAGGUAAAGAAGAAUCCUCCCCUGGACAUGAUGUUGGCGAUGCCAUCAAGAAGGCAUAUAAACACCUCAGCAAUGAUCAAUUACCUCUCAUCAGUUUCCCCUGGGUCCUCCAACCGGUUCUGGGAAAAAUUGCCAAUCGGCACUUUGAUGAUGCUGGAAUCGUGGAAGGCGGAGGGAAACUUAUAACAUGGUCUUCAGCUGCAUACGAACAAUCGAGAGUCCGACGAAUUAAUGGUAUCAAAGGUGCUAACAAUACCCCUCGUGACGUCGAGACAGCUGGAGGUAUUCAACAUGCAGGAGAAGUGCUUGAGCUCUUCCAGGAAGAUUUGGGCUUUGAUCCCUUCGAUGGACUCGGGGAUGCCUUUGACCAGAUGGUUUCGGUUGACGGUGAUACGCGCUCCAAGGCCAAGGGUGCUAUUCCUUUAUUGGACACAGAGCUGCAAUCUGACAGCUUGAUCGAGAUUGACGAUGAAAUAUUCACCCCUUUUACUCCAUGCACCAUCGACUCAAGCGGACAUGGAUCAGUUCCAAUGGAAGAGCAAUCGAGCCUUCUCGACAUCAGCAACGAAAAUAUUCAAAUCGGAACGCCCAAAACAGACAACCCACAGCCAAAGCUCUCCGCAGCGCAUCCAAAGCUAGAGGAGGACCAAGAAAAUCGACCUCCUCCACAGAAGGAUGACCCGACACCCUCAUUCCUCGAUGGUUCACCAGUACCAGAGGAGAUGAUUGAAGACGAAGAAGUAGAGAUGAUGGAAGAGGAUGGCGAUGUGGAUCCAUCAGCCGUCAACCAGCUGGAGAUGCUCCUUAAUAUCUAA